GCCGCAGCCCCUACACCAACAACCACGCAACAAAUAGCCAUCAUGGAUCUCAAUGAAAUACAGAAUGUUACUACGCGCUUCUUCACCGAUGCCAAUGCGCAAUUCAAUCGCAUACCAGGGUCCGCUAUCGCCGUCCGCUACAUCAAGUCGAGUUACCAGAACGACCCCGUUCGCAGCGCAAUAGAGUUAUUCUUGUUCCUCUUUGCGGUGCGCUACUUGCUCGCACCCAAAUACAGCACCCAGAAGAAAGUGCAGCUCACCGAUGCCGAGAUUGAUGAACUGGUCGAAGACUGGACCCCAGAACCGCUUGUUGCACCGACUACUGCGCUCGAGGAGUUGGACAACGAGAAGCGGCCCAUCAUUGUUGGCCCUACCGGUCCCAAGUCGAAGCUCUCCAACGGCCGAACCGUAACGAAUCUUGCCUCAUACAACUUCUACAACUUCCUUUCCAACGAUGUCCUAAAAGACAAGGCCAUUCAGACCCUGCGGACUUACGGCGUUGGCCCCUGUGGCCCCCCCGGCUUCUAUGGUACACAGGACGUCCACAUGAAGACCGAAGCCGAUGUCGCUGCACAUCUCGGUGUCCCUGCCUGCAUCAUUUACGCACAAUCCUUCUCGACUAUAAGCAGUGUUAUUCCCAGUUUCAGCAAGAGAGGAGACAUCAUCGUGGCAGACCGCGCGCUCAACUUUGCUGCAAGGAAGGGCAUUCAAAUCAGCCGCAGUACCGUCAGGUGGUUUGAACACAAUGACAUGGAGGAUCUGGAAAACGUACUCAAGAAGGUUGUCAAAGAGCAGGCCAAGAAGCCGCUCACCAGACGCUUCAUCAUUACUGAGGGCCUAUUUGAGAACAUUGGGGAUGUGGUGAACCUGCCCAAGAUUGUCGAACUCAAGCUCAAAUACAAAUUCCGACUGAUCCUCGACGAAACCUGGUCCUACGGCGUCCUCGGCCGCACCGGCGGCGGUGUCACCGAAGCGCAAAAUGUCGAUGCUGCAGAAGUAGAUAUGAUUAUCGGUUCGCUAUCCGGCCCUCUCUGUGCGGCAGGAGGUUUCUGCGCUGGCAAUGAGGAAGUCGUUGAGCAUCAGCGUAUUUCCUCGGCGUCUUAUACCUACUCGGCUGCCCUCCCUGCUUUGCUGAGUACAACUGCCAGUGAGACUAUCAGCUUAUUGCAACAACAACCGGAUAUUUUGGCAGGACUCAGGGAGAAUGUGAAAGCCAUGAGGGGGCAGUUGGACCCCAGGAGCGACUGGGUCCGAUGUAGUAGUUCGGGUGACAACCCGAUCAUGCUACUUGUUCUGAAAGACGAAGUCAUUGACAACAAGAAGUUGAGUAUCGAAGACCAAAAUCAGAUAUUUAGGGAAGUUGUCGAUGAGUGUCUCGCGAACGGCGUUCUCAUAACACGACUCAAGUCUUUCCCUCUUGGUCUUGGACUAAACCCCCGAGACGCAGGCUGGCAACCUACGCCUGCACUCAAAGUAUGUGUGACCAGCGGCCUGACAAAGAAGGAGACAGAGAAGGCUGGCACCAUCAUAAGGCAUGCCAUCACCAAGAUGGUGAGCAGGCGGAAGUAGAGUCUCAACCAUUGGCCAUCAUCACGACGAGGGCGGUGUAUUAGACUUCGAGCAUUCCAUGAUGACCAGUGUUGAUGCAUGAUAUACUUCUUGUAAAAUUUUGUUGCUAUAUAGACAUACUCGUAAUGCAUAAUAUCUGAACUGCUGCAACUCCAUCGGUAUAUAUCCUAAAGCAACUGCACGGUGUGCUGCCGACAAGCACGACACUCUUUCGAGGCUACGAACAAGUCCGACUAGACGCGCAACUCGCUCAACCUGAUAGACGAGCGAAGCCUACAUUGCCGGGCAUGACUGCCGAUAUCAAAUAGCCAACAUUGAAAUUGUCGCCCAUGGCAAAUCACGGGGCUGAGGCGGGCUGUGCAGAGCAACG
This is a messenger RNA of Alternaria alternata, 1939 nucleotides long. RefSeq names its product serine palmitoyltransferase 1. NCBI's taxonomy places the organism in Eukaryota, Fungi, Ascomycota, Dothideomycetes, Pleosporales, Pleosporaceae. The record is from RefSeq and is a predicted model, not a curated record. Gene Ontology annotation, molecular function: pyridoxal phosphate binding; serine C-palmitoyltransferase activity. The transcript has 5 exons. Gene Ontology annotation, cellular component: endoplasmic reticulum. Gene Ontology annotation, biological process: ceramide biosynthetic process; sphingosine biosynthetic process. The coding region runs from base 43 to 1569 and encodes 508 amino acids.